AUGUCGACGACCCGCGCCAACACGAAGGUUAUUGUUGUGGGUGGCGGUGGCACCAUUGGCGCUUCAACGGCACUGCAUCUCCUUCGUGCUGGCUACACUCCAUCGAGCAUCACCGUCUUGGAUACGUACCCGAUCCCUUCGGCGCAAUCGGCCGGCAAUGAUUUGAAUAAGAUUAUGGGGGUCCGUAUACGGAAUCCUGUGGACAAACAGUUGAGUCUCGAGGCGAGGGAUAUGUGGAGAAAUGACGAAUUGUUCAAACCUUUUUUCCACAAUGUCGGACGGUUGGAUUGUGCGCAUACUGCGAGUGGCAUUAGCGAGCUGAAGAGUGCAUAUCAAGCACUACUCGACGCAAAAGAAGGGCUUGAGACGACGACAGAAUGGCUGAAUAGUGAGGAUGAGAUCUUGAAAGCAAUGCCACUUUUGGAGCGUGAUCAAAUACAGGGCUGGAAAGCAGUUUUCAGCAAAGACGGAGGUUGGCUAGCAGCGGCAAAAGCCAUCAACGCAAUCGGCGAGGAAUGCGAACGCAAAGGCGUGAAAUUCGCUUUCGGCGGCGCCGGAUCCUUCAAACAGCCCCUCUUCGCCGCAGACAACACGACCUGCAUCGGCGUCGAAACCCUCGACGGCACAAAAUACCACGCCGACAAAGUCGUCCUCGCAGCCGGAGCAUGGAGUCCCACCCUCGUCGACCUCGAAGGCCAAUGCAUCUCAAAAGCAUGGGUAUACGGCCACAUCCAACUCUCGCCCAGCGAAGCCGCAGAGUUCAAAGACCGCCCCGUAGUCUACAACGGCGACAUCGGCUUCUUCUUCGAACCCAACGAAUCCGGCAUCAUCAAGAUCUGCGACGAGUUCCCGGGAUUCACGCGGUUCAAACAACACCGCCCCUUUGGCGCGCAGGCGCCUAAACGGAUUUCCGUCCCAAGGUCAGCGGCGAAACAUCCCACCGACACGGUCCCGGACGUCAGUAAACAAAGCAUCAAAAGGGCGAUCGGGGUAUUCAUGCCGCGAUUCAAAGACCGCGAGGUGUUUAAUAGUCAUCUGUGCUGGUGCACGGAUACAAGUGAUGCUGCGUUGUUGGUGUGCGAGCACCCGCGGUGGAAAAACUUUGUGCUCGCGACGGGGGAUAGCGGGCACACGUUCAAGCUACUGCCGAAUAUCGGAAAACAUGUGGUUGAGUUGCUCGAGGGGAGUUUGGCGGGGGAUUUGAAGGAGGCGUGGAGGUGGAGGCCUGGGGGUGAUGCGUUGAAGAGUCGGCGGGCGGCGCCGGCGAGGGAUUUGAGUGAGGUUCCCGGAUGGAGGGAGGAAGGGGUCAAAGCGAAGCUGUGA
Periconia digitata is the source of this 1323-nucleotide messenger RNA. NCBI's taxonomy places the organism in Eukaryota, Fungi, Ascomycota, Dothideomycetes, Pleosporales, Periconiaceae. The record is from the annotation of a GenBank genome assembly.